CUGCUGUCAGCUGUUGGUACAAUGGCAGCCGGAGAACGUCAGCCUGAGGCCUUUGAGGCGAAAAACGCCUGAUUUACCCCGUGUGAAGCCGAUUGGUGAGUUUUGGCCCCGUCGUCAUGGCGAGCCCCGUGGUGCGUCAGAUCGAUAAGCAGUUCCUGGUGUGCAGCAUCUGUCUGGAGAGAUACCACGUCCCCAAGGUCCUGCCGUGUCUGCACACCUUCUGCGAGAGGUGCCUCCAGAGCUACAUCCCCCCCCAGAGCCUGACCCUGUCCUGCCCCGUGUGCCGCCAGACCUCCAUCUUACCCGAACGGGGCGUCUCUGCCCUGCAGAACAACUUCUUCAUCACAAACCUCAUGGAGGUUCUGCAGCGGAGUCCUGAGAGCGGCCGCCAGGAGCAGAGCGUUCUGCAGAGCGAUGGCCCCUCGUGCGGAACCCCCCUGUCCUGCCCCAACCACCAGGGGAAGACCAUGGAGUAUUACUGCGGCUCGUGCGAGACGGCCAUGUGCGCGGAGUGCACGGAGGGGGAGCACCGCGAGCACCGCACCGUGCCCCUCGGGGAUGUUCUAGAGCAGCACAAAGCGUCGCUCCGGAGCCAGCUCGAGAGCAUAAAGAGCAGGAUCCCUCAGCUGACCUCGGCGAUUGACCUUGUGAGUGAGAUCAGCCGCCAGCUGAGUGAGAGGAAGAGCGCGGCGGUCAACGAGAUUUGCAUCACCUUCGAGGAGUUGGAGCAAGCGCUGCAGCACCGGAAGAGCUGGUUACUGCAGGAUCUGGAGGCCAUCUGCAUCAGCAAGCAGAAGGUCCUACAAGCUCAGCUUUCCUCUUUGCGCCAAGGUCUGGACAACAUGGAGAGCAGCGUGCGUUUCACGGAGCAGGCCCUGGGCCACGGCUCGGAGACAGAGGUCCUGCUGGUGAGGAAGCAGAUGAGCGAGCGGCUGAACGAGUUGGCCUCCCGGGACUUCCCUCUGUAUCCACAGCAGAACCCUCAGCUGGAGUUUCGAGCGGAGACCGAGGGGCUGCGGCGUUCCCUUCAGAACCUGGGCGCCCUGCUGACCACCAGCGCCGUCGCGCAUGCCUCCGUGGCCACGGGGGAAGGUCUACGGCAGGCUCUGGUGGGACACCAGACUUCUGUGACCAUCACCACUAAAGAUAAGGACGGGGAGUUGGUCCGAAGCGGCAAUGCCAACCUUCAAGCCCACCUGACCGGCCCUGAUGGGGGGGCACAAGAAGGAGAGGUGACGGACAAUAAGAAUGGGACUUAUGAAGUGCAGUAUACCCCGCGCCAAGAAGGCGAGCAUCAUCUGUCUCUGCGCCUGUAUGGGCAGCCCUUGCGCGGCAGUCCGUUCAAAGUGCGAGCCGUGAAGCCCGGGGACGUCCCGGCCUCCCCCGAAGACGUCAAACGCAGGGUGAAAUCUCCCAGCGGGGGGCACAUCCGGCAGAAAGCAGUGAGGCGGCCCUCCAGCAUGUACAGCACCAACAAGAAGAAGGAGAACCCCAUCGAGGACGAGAUGAUCCUGAGAGUGGGGGCCCGCGGCCGAGACAAAGGAGAAUUCUCCAAUCUGCAGGGAAUCUCCGCCUCUGGAAACAACCGGAUUGUGGUGGCCGACAGCAACAACCAGUGCAUCCAGGUAUUCUCCAAUGAAGGGCAGUUUAAGCUGCGCUUUGGGGUACGCGGCAGGUCCCCAGGGCAGCUCCAGCGUCCCACGGGGGUGGCCGUCGAUAUGAAUGGUGACAUCAUUGUGGCCGAUUAUGACAACCGCUGGGUCAGCAUUUUCUCGCCAGAGGGCAAGUUUAAGAACAAAGUUGGCGUUGGGCGUCUCAUGGGUCCUAAAGGGGUGGCCGUGGAUCGGAACGGUCACCUGAUUGUGGUGGAUAACAAGUCCUGCUGCAUCUUCAUCUUCCAGUCCAACGGGAAACUCGUUGGCCGAUUUGGAGGCCGCGGACCUGGAGACAAGCAGCAGCCCGGGAGCCUGGACGGUCCGCACUUUGUGGCCGUUAAUAACAAGAAUGAAAUUAUAGUCACCGAUUUUCACAACCACUCAGUCAAGGUAUACAGCGCAGAUGGAGAGUUUCUGCAUAAGUUUGGCUCCCACGGCGAGGGCAAUGGACAAUUUAAUGCCCCCACUGGAGUUGCAGUGGAUUCCAACGGAAACAUUAUUGUGGCCGAUUGGGGCAACAGCAGAAUCCAGGUGUUCGACAGCUCUGGCUCCUUCUUGUCCUACAUAAACACCAUGGCCGAUCCUCUGUAUGGGCCCCAGGGCCUGGCCCUCACCUCUGAUGGCCAUGUGGUGGUGGCAGAUUCUGGCAAUCACUGCUUCAAAGUUUACCGAUACCUCCAGUGAUUUUUGGGGCGGUGGAGAAGGCGUUGGCAGCCCCCAGUCCGCUCUUCUCCGUCCGGCGAUCUCUGUACAAAUGAAGUUCCCUGUCUGCACUCUCUUGUAUUCAGCCUGAAGUGAUGUUUCCUUCGUGUGUUCUCCAAGCCACCUGAGCUUCUCCCGGUGCCAGCCGCGGCCUCUACCCACCCUGCGGGGCUCCGUUCCAACUCAGCUUCUCCCGGUGCCACCUGCGUCCUCUACCCACCCUGCGGGGCUCUGUGCCAACUCAGCUUCUCCCGGUGCCACCUGCGGCCUCUACCCACCCUGCGGGGCUCCGUGCCAACUCAGCUUCUCCCGGUGUCAGCCGCGACCUCUACCCACCCUGCGGGGCUCCGUGCCAACUCAGCUUCUCCCGGUGCCAGCCGUGGCCUCUACCCACCCUGCGGGGCUCCGUGC
This is a messenger RNA of Spea bombifrons (plains spadefoot toad), 2768 nucleotides long. RefSeq names its product tripartite motif containing 3 (gene TRIM3). NCBI's taxonomy places the organism in Eukaryota, Metazoa, Chordata, Amphibia, Anura, Pelobatidae. The record is from RefSeq and is a predicted model, not a curated record. Gene Ontology annotation, biological process: negative regulation of translation; protein polyubiquitination; proteasome-mediated ubiquitin-dependent protein catabolic process. Gene Ontology annotation, molecular function: translation repressor activity; protein binding; zinc ion binding. The transcript has 12 exons. Bases 117 to 2339 code for a protein of 740 amino acids.